Messenger RNA from Heterocephalus glaber (naked mole-rat), 1857 nucleotides. Lineage: Eukaryota; Metazoa; Chordata; Mammalia; Rodentia; Bathyergidae. The record is from RefSeq and is a predicted model, not a curated record.
CGCGUGUACGCAUGCGCGCAAGGGAGAGGCGCGCGGCCCGAGGGCCGGCGAGAAUCCAGCUGUGGGACUCGGUGGACUUCUGAGGUGCGGGACUUGGAGAGGAUGGAGACGCUGAAGGUGGAAAAGUUCACGACCGCCAACAGCGGAAACGGGUUGCGCGCCGUGGCCCCGCUGCGUCCCGGAGAGCUGCUCUUCCGCUCGGAUCCCUUAGCAUACACGGUCUGCAAGGGGAGUCGAGGCACCGUCUGCGACCACUGCCUGCUCGGGAAGGAAAAGCUGAUGAGAUGCUCUCAAUGCCGAGUUGCCAAAUACUGUAGUGCUAAGUGUCAGAAAAAAGCUUGGCAGGACCACAAGCGAGAAUGUAAAUGCCUUAAAAGUUGCAAACCCAGAUAUCCUCCUGACUCUGUGAGACUUCUCGGCAGAGUUGUCAUCAAGCUUAUGGAAGAAACACCCUCUGAGUCGGAGAAACUUUACUCAUUUUAUGAUCUGGAAUCAAAUAUUAGCAAACUGACUGAAGAUAAGAAAGAGGGCCUCAGGCAACUUGCAGUGACAUUUCAGCAUUUCAUGAGAGAGGAAAUACAGGAUGCAUCUAAGCUGCCACCUUCUUUUGACAUUUUUGAAGGCUUUGCAAAAGUGAUCUGCAACUCUUUCACCAUCUGUAAUGCAGAGAUGCAGGAAGUUGGUGUUGGCCUGUACCCCAGUAUGUCCUUGCUCAAUCACAGCUGUGACCCCAACUGCUCCAUUGUGUUCAGCGGGCCUCACCUCCUGCUGCGUGCUGUCCGAGACAUCGAGGUGGGAGAAGAGCUUACUAUCUGCUACCUGGAUAUGCUGAUGACCAGUGAGGAACGCCGGAAGCAGCUGAGGGACCAGUACUGCUUUGACUGUGACUGUUUCCGGUGCCAAACUCAGGACAAGGAUGCUGAUAUGCUGACUGGUGAUGAGCAAGUAUGGAAGGGAGUGCAAGAAUCCUUGAAGAAAAUUGAAGAACUGAAGGCACACUGGAAGUGGGAGCAGGUUCUGGCCAUGUGCCAGUCGAUCAUAAGCAGCAACUCUGAACGGCUUCCUGAUAUCAACAUCUACCAGCUGAAGGUGCUCGACUGUGCCAUGGAUGCCUGCAUCAACCUCGGCCUGCUGGAGGAGGCGCUGUUCUACGGCAUCCGGACCAUGGAGCCCUACCGGAUUUUUUUCCCAGGAAGCCAUCCCGUCAGAGGUGUACAAGUAAUGAAAGUUGGCAAAUUGCAGUUACAUCAAGGCAUGUUUCCCCAAGCAAUGAAGAAUCUCAGGCUGUUGAGGAAACUGAGGCCCAGGGAAGAGAUGACUUCUCCAAGGUCUUCAGAGCUGUGUCUGGAGCCACAAAGGGCCCCUUCUUCCAUCACAGGGAGCAGCUUGCCCCAGUUCCAGGUGAUGUCCUGGAUAAGAAUCAGAUGUCCCCUCCAUCGUCAGGCCUGGGUUGUAGCUUCCUGUCCACCAGUGUAUCCUGUCAUUCAUAUGCACACAUGUCCACAACACGAGAGUUACUGACAUACUUCUCACAUAACCGAGUUUCUUCUUUCUCUCCUGUUUUCUUCUACAUCUGCCCAUUACCCAGAGAGAAAGGCACAAUAUUUAUCAUCUACAUUGAGUUUUGUUUUUUAGACAAAUGGUGUAGUUUUUUUUUCAGUCUCUUCAAAUUAGUCCUCUGCCCCUGCCUACACUCGUUACCUUGCUGCUUCCAGCCGCCCUGGGGAGAAGACCCUUAGAGGCUGGGCUCUCAUAACUGCACAGAUGCACCUGGGGCUGCCCCCACCCACCUCUGCUCCCAGUAUCACAGUCGCCACCAAAAAGUAGAGUACAGAACACACUGGCAGCAUCCUGACC